Molecule: messenger RNA, 4389 nt
Organism: Arctia plantaginis
Lineage: Eukaryota; Metazoa; Arthropoda; Insecta; Lepidoptera; Erebidae
Source: the annotation of a GenBank genome assembly
AUGACAGACAGAAGCAGUAUGCCGCUAGAGACAGAUGAGAAUAUGAGCGGGUACGGCGGUGGCGUCAUGUGUGACACGGACGCGCUGUCGCGCCGUCUGCGCGACGCCGAGAGAGCGCGCGCUGACGCCGAGCGUGCUCAUGCUGAUGCGCUUGCGCAUCUCCGUUCGGCGCAGCGUUCACCCAUCGAUUCGCAUAAUGUCGAGCAGUUACAAUCUAGAGCCAGGGAGCUUGAAAAAAAGGCUGCAUUGGAAACAGUACGUUGUGAAGAACUUCAACUGGAACUGUCAUCGGCCCUGAGAGCAAGGGGUGCAUCUGGAGGAGGAACCACGUGGUCCACACAGGCCGCACAGCCUGCCUCCGAAAUAGAGCGCAUCAUGGCCAAGAUCGAACAGGACAACCGCAUCCUAGCUGAACUAGAGCAUCCUCGCUCCACAACGCAUGGUAAUAUCCAAACUAACAGGAGCAGACACGGGUAUUACCCGGACAGGAAUAUCUCAGACGUCACUGGUUUCACAGGUAUCCAAACAAGCGGAUCUAAUCAAGCCUUGGGAGAAUUUCAUUCUCCGACGCCCUCACCGCUGCCGCACUCAUACACAAGCACGGCAGGCCACGUGGCCAUCUGCCAGAGUAGCACCAUGCCGACUCUGUCCUCACUACAUGCUACCGGACAGUUCACAGCACCCAGUUCUAACUCCGUGGCAUACUCCAUGAGUGCGCACAAUCCCACGUCAUAUGCUAACCCCGUCUCAGCUUACACUACCAGUUCGUAUGGGCUCCCAAACACUCAUCAAGUGACAUUUACUAACCCCGUUACGGCUCCACUCGUAAAUAACAUGGGACAAAUAUCUAAUACCUUAGCUGGACUCCAAAGUAACCUACAGAAUAUGGGUAGUAACAUGGUAACCGGUAAUGUGCCAGGUAUGAAUUUGAGCGGUGGACUUAGUGGACCGGGUAUGACUGGAACCAUAGCAGGGACUGCCCUUACUGCUUGCUUAAAUAAUCCACAGACGAGUUUAGGCUGUGGAUUUACAAGUACUCUCGGAGGAAUACAAUCGACUCUAACCAGCGGGCUGAGUAACGCCCUCUCCAAUUUGACUGGUGGCACACAAUUAGGAGGGAUGAAUACUAGUCUGACAGGCACAAGUGGUUAUGGAACGGGAACAGGGACAUAUACAAAUCCUCUGCUCUCAGGAGGUCUGGGAGCAAAUCCUAUGAAUAUAAAACUAAAACCACUAGAUGAAAUAGAUCUCGGUAUCGGUAGAUAUCCGUCAACGACUGCUGGCGUAGGACGGGUGGCGACUCCAGUAACGCCACACCAACCUUCGUGGAAUUUAGGAUUAGAUAGCCAAUUUGGAACUGAUAGACUAGGAGCCUUAGUUGACACGAGUUACAGUCAUGAUCGAAACCAGAGAACUCUAUCGAGGAUUAUGCCUAAUUCCGGAUUGGAUAUAGAAGGUCGAAAUUCACAUUUUAUGAACGGUGGUGCACCAACAGAAGGUCAAGUUGAUAUGUUAGACAUUCCAGGAAAAGGUCGCUGUUGUGUUUACAUCGCACGGUUUUCUUACGAUCCGCCGGAAGUUGAGACUGCGGAAGGAGAAUUGUCUAUCUGUGCCGGUGACUAUUUAUUAGUGUGGGGUCCACCCGACGCUAAUGCUUCUAUGCUUGACGCUGAAUUAUUAGACGGACGCAGAGGAUUAGUACCUGCUAAUUUCGUCCAACGAUUGGUUGGAGAUGACCUGUUGGAGUUCCAUCAGGCGGUUGUUGCAACUUUACGAGAUGCUGAUGAAUCUGCUACUACAGCAGUAAGUGAAAUCUCACUGAGCAGAGAUGUCGCUCGUCUCAGUGAAGUUGCAGAGCUUAGUGAAGGUCCUGAAGACGAUGAUAAUGUACCGGCGCCACGGCAGCUGACACUGGAGAGACAGCUCAACAAGUCGGUGCUCAUUGGCUGGACGGCUCCAGAGGGUGUCCAGCAAGCCAACAUAGAGAGCUACCAUGUAUACGUUGACGGCGUCCUCAAGACAACGGUCAAGGCUUCAGAACGCACACGAGCUUUGGUUGAAGGCGUAGACUCCAACCGGCCACAUCGAAUCAGCGUGCGUUCAGUAACAGCGUCUCGCCGUACUUCGAGGGAUGCAGCUUGCACCAUGGUGAUUGGUAGGGAUACGGCUAAUAUGGGCCCAACUUGUGUCAGAGCCAGUGGUGUCACUUGUUCUCAAGCAGUGAUCUCCUGGCUACCUGCCAAUUCUAAUCAUCAGCAUGUCGUCUGUGUGAAUAACGUUGAAGUUCGUACAGUUAAACCAGGAGUAUAUCGUCAUACAAUCACAGGCUUAUCACCCAGUACUCAAUAUCGGGUAACCGUAAGGGCAAAGCACUUACGAGCUGGUCCUCCAUCAGGAAUAACAAUUGAAGAAGCUCCUGGGGCUUACACAGACUUUAGAACGCUACCAAAAGGAUUGCCAGAUCCACCGAACGAAAUAAUGGUGGAAGCGGGACCUCAGGAUGGCACUCUGCUGGUGACUUGGCAGCCAGUUCUACGUCCACCCGCCUCGGGCCCCGUCACUGGGUAUGCAGUAUACGCUGACGGCAAGAAGGUGACCGACGUGGAUUCUCCAACCGGUGACCACGCUCUCAUCGACAUUGGCAAACUGAUCGGCCUCAAUCCUAAAUGUGUCACCGUACGAACCAAGUCACGAGACAGUCAGUCUGGUGACAGUGCACCCACGCCAAUACCUCCGGCUGUGCUUCGUGGGGUCGCAUCGCGGAUGCCACGCGGUCCAAUGCCGGGGCCCAACCAAUCAGGUCCCCAUGGGUAUAGAGGCCCAGGAAUUCAACGACCCCAGCCCUAUCAGCAGCAGCAACAAGUGAUAGAACAUGAUGAAAAUCUUUCCGAUAAGGAGAUUUUUCCAUCUAGUGUCAAUCGUCACGACCAGCACGCUGCUCAGCAGCAACCGUCCCAAGCAGCGGCAGCGUCGCAGCAGCAAUCGGGUCCGCCGUACCCGAGUACACAAGCCUACCAUGGCACGCAGCAACCCCCAUAUCCACCAGCCGGCCAGUUCCCAAGUAACGCGCCAGCGCCCUACCCCGGCGCGCAGCAGCACUAUCAGAAUCCUCCGCCGAGAAACCACAACGAGCGCGGCCGCCCUCCUAACCCUCAUCAAGUACAACAGGGUCAGCAGGGCAGCAGCAUGCAGUACACCGCUCGCGGGGCCCAACAACAGGGCCCUCGGGCUCCUCCCGGGGGUGGAAGACACUCACAACCGCAUCCUCAAUCUAAGAAAAGCCGCUACUUCAUCGCCUUGUUCGACUAUGACCCCACCACUAUGAGCCCCAACCCUGAAAGCUGUGACGAAGAACUACCUUUUAGUGAAGGUGACACCAUCAAGGUAUGGGGCGAUAAAGACGCCGACGGCUUCUAUUGGGGCGAGUGCAGAGGUCGUCGAGGUUACGUGCCUCACAAUAUGGUGAUGGAAGUUUCAGAGCAAGAGGCUGCAGGCCAGGCCGCAAAGCGAGAACGCUGGGCAGAUGCGUAUGCUAACCAACCUGUUCGGAGAAUGGUCGCACUGUACGACUAUGACCCUCAGGAACUAAGCCCAAAUGUCGACGCAGAUGGUCGUUAUGUCCAGGCGGAGCUGAGCUUCCAAACCGGUCAAAUCAUCCAUGUUUAUGGAGAAAUGGAUGAUGAUGGAUUCUAUAUGGCAGAAAUUGAAGGUGUCCGCGGCCUGGUGCCCAGUAACUUCCUUACUGAAGCCAACGAUCAGUACCCACCUGCUGGACAAAGCAGUCAAGGGGUAGCUGGCUCGGCUGGUGUUGGGAUGGCAGGUCCAGGGGGGCGUAAUGCAGGGCGGGGACGGGGUGUAGCAGGAGGUGUGCAGGCACCGACAAUGCCAGGACCUGGCGCUCGCGGUCCGCCACCUCCCCCACGCGAUAACGUAGCGCCCGUGCCUCGUAACCAUCAUAGGAAACCAGAUGCCUGCCCUCUUCCCCCUUCUCAGUUAGACCACAACACAUGCGCCAGUAAUCCAGAACAGGCGAAUUCUCAGGCGAGGGCGAGAGGCGCGGCGAUCGCUCAGCCAGUGAGCACGAUCGCGCGCACGAACGUUGGUAACGCAAGCACCCCGGUGCAGUCGCCAGGCACAACAGCGGCGGGUUCGAGUGUUGGUAUAACAAAUUCGAUAGCGGGUGGUGUACCUGCACCGGCUUCUCCCGCACGUCGCGCCGGACCCGCAGUAGUGCCCGCGCCUGCAUCCCAGCCAAUACCGUCGCAAGCAACGCCGGUCUCGCAACCCAAUCUAAUGCAAAAAUUUUCCGAAAUGACUGCACCCGGUGGGGACAUACUCAGCAAGGGGAAGGAGUUGAUCUUUAUGAAGUUUGGACUCGGUGGAAAAUAA